Messenger RNA from Ochotona princeps (American pika), 1748 nucleotides. RefSeq names its product zinc finger and BTB domain containing 6 (gene ZBTB6). Gene Ontology annotation, biological process: regulation of transcription by RNA polymerase II. NCBI's taxonomy places the organism in Eukaryota, Metazoa, Chordata, Mammalia, Lagomorpha, Ochotonidae. Gene Ontology annotation, molecular function: protein binding; RNA polymerase II cis-regulatory region sequence-specific DNA binding; DNA-binding transcription factor activity, RNA polymerase II-specific. The record is from RefSeq and is a predicted model, not a curated record. The coding region runs from base 176 to 1465 and encodes 429 amino acids. The transcript has 2 exons.
CUUCCGGGUCGUCCAGUCAGGCCCCGCAGAGGAACGAGCUGGUUGACACCGGAUGUGUUUUCUCCCAGGCUAAGUCCGUUUUCCGGCCUCGGCCGCUGCUGCCGUGAAAACCUCCAUUCUGGUUUCCUGAGUCGGUGAGUAGAGAGCGCGCAGGAGGAUUCGGCAGAUUGCAACCAUGGCCGCCGAGUCCGACGUUCUGUACUUCCAGUUUGAACAGCAAGGAGACGUGGUCUUGCAGAAAAUGAAUCUCUUGCGACAACAGAAUUUGUUCUGUGAUGUGUCCAUUUAUAUUAACGACACUGAGUUCCAGGGGCACAAGGUGAUUCUGGCCGCCUGCUCCACCUUUAUGAGGGAUCAGUUUUUACUUACACAGUCAAAACAUGUCAGAAUCACCAUCUUGCAGAGUGCAGAAGUUGGCAGAAAGUUGUUACUGUCCUGUUACACGGGGGCGCUUGAAGUUAAGAGGAAGGAGCUUUUGAAAUACUUGACUGCUGCCAGUUACCUGCAGAUGGUUCACAUCGUGGAGAAGUGCACAGAAGCCUUGUCCAAGUAUCUGGAAGUUGACCUUUCUAUGCAAAACAACCAGCACACCAACCUGUGUCAGUCUUCUGACACAGAUGUGAAGAAUGAAGAGGAAAAUCCCGACAGAGACUAUGAGAUCAUUGAAAUCUCAGAAGACAGCCCACUAGGUGUAGACUUCCAUGUUAAAGAAGAGGAAAGCCAUGCCUUGCAGGCCACGGUAGAGAGUCUGACAUCAGAGAGAACGGAAGUGAAGUCAGCAGACCUUUCCACAGCAGAUGUAGGCUUCAAAGACAACGAAAUCUGUAUCCUGCACGUAGAAUCCAUCAGUACAGCUGGUGUUGAAAGUGAGCAGUUCUCCCAGCCAUGCACCUCUUCAAAAGCAGGCAUGUACUUCUCAGAAACACAGCAUUCGCUCAUCAACUCCACGGUGGAGAGCAACUCCACGGUGGAGAGCAGAGUGGCAGAAGUCGCCGGGACUCAAGGCCCAGGCUUAUUUUGUGAGAACCCAGAGGGAAGUCACGGUCCAGGGAGUGAGAUUCCCAACCUGCAGGACAAUUACUCGCUGAGGCAUCAGUGCCCUAGAUGUCCUCGAGGCUUUCUGCACGUCGAAAACUACCUGCGCCACCUCAAGAUGCACAAAUUAUUCCUGUGCUUACAGUGUGGUAAGACAUUCACGCAGAAGAAAAACCUAAACCGACACAUCCGGGGCCACAUGGGCAUACGGCCCUUUCAGUGUACCCUGUGCUUGAAGACUUUCACGGCUAAAAGCACCCUUCAGGACCACCUGAAUAUACACAGCGGGGAUCGACCCUACAAAUGCCACUGCUGUGACAUGGAUUUCAAGCACAAGUCCGCCCUCAAAAAGCAUUUAACUUCUGUCCAUGGUAGAAGCAGCAGUGAAAAACUGCCUAGGCCUGAUCUCAAACGGCCAAAUCUGCUAUAAUUGUGAUCACAGACUGGUCAGAUAAGCCUGUCGUUGUGUUGGGCAAGUCUUUCUAUGGAAAUGCAACAUUGAUAAUGCCGAAUCUCCUCCCCACACAACUUUAGGUUUUGUUUUGGAUUUUUCUGUGUUAUUUUCGAAUUGGAAAGACAUUUUCAAAGCUGUGGGAGGCGUGAUAAGCUGAGGGAUUCUGUCUUAUCUCAUGUGUUGUAUAAAUAUGUCCCAGUAGCAUUUUUAGAAUAAUAGUAUUCCUCUUUGAAAUGUUGCUUUUAGUGACAGAUGAGCC